AAGCCGUGUGGGAGGACCGCUACUGCAAAAUAUCUGAAUUUGCAACUUUUGCUCUCUAUCAGUUUGCUGGCGGCUCACGGUGUUUCGCCUUCUAAUCGUGGAGCUCUGCAAAUCACAUUCAUACAUACAGAUACAUAGCCCAGCCAGCAUUUUUUAAGUUUGAAUUCAUUUCACCACUUUCUUCUACUCUCCUUAAACCCUAAUCCCGUAGUCCGUCUCUCUGCCGCGCUUCGUCGUCUUGCCAGAUCGCUUCGCUGUAGUAGUUUACACGAGUAGUACAUCGAGAUCAUGGCGAGGAAGAUGCUUAUCGACGGGGAGCUGAGCCAGACCAACGAGGCCGAGGAGGCUCACUUUGAUUUCGACUUGUUCGUCAUCGGAGCUGGCAGCGGCGGCGUUCGUGCUUCCAGAUUCGCUACUAAUUUUGGAGCUAAGAAGGUUGGCAUAUGUGAGCUUCCAUUUCAUCCCAUCAGCUCGGAAGUGAUUGGAGGGGUCGGUGGAACGUGUGUUAUUCGUGGUUGUGUUCCCAAGAAGAUCUUGGUGUAUGGAGCAUCUUUUGGUGGUGAACUUGAGGAUGCAAGGAAUUACGGAUGGGAACUGAAUGAAAACCUGGAUUUCAACUGGAAAAAGCUGUUGAAGAAGAAGACCGAUGAAAUACUCAGAUUGAAUGGAAUUUACAAGAGGUUGUUGUCCAAUGCCGGUGUUAAAUUGUAUGAAGGCGAGGGAAGAAUUUCUGGUCCCAAUGAAGUUGAAGUUACUCAGUUAGAUGGAACUAAAUUGCGCUACUCGGCAAAACAUAUACUGAUUGCCACGGGAAGUAGGGCGCAGCGCCCUGAUAUUCCAGGACAGGAGCUGGCUAUAACUUCUGACGAGGCCUUGAGCUUGGAAGAAAUGCCUAAAAGUGCCAUAGUGCUUGGAGGAGGGUACAUUGCUGUGGAGUUUGCUUCUAUUUGGCGUGGAAUGGGUGCUUCUGUGGAUCUCUUUUUCAGAAAGGAACUUCCAUUGAGAGGUUUUGAUGAUGAAAUGAGAGCAGUAGUUGCAAGAAAUCUUGAGGGAAGAGGGGUCAAUAUGCAUGCAAGAACAAGUCUGACCGAGUUGGUAAAAACUGAAGAUGGAAUAAAAGUUCGAACAGAUCACGGAGAAGAAUUGGUCGCAGAUGUGGUACUCUUUGCUACGGGAAGGGUCCCAAAUUCAAAAAGAUUAAAUUUAGAAGCUGUAGGUGUUGAGGUUGACAAAAUGGGAGCUAUCAAGGUCAAUGAGCACUCACAGACAAACAUACCUAGCAUAUGGGCCAUCGGUGAUGUAACAAAUCGAAUGAAUCUUACACCUGUUGCCUUGAUGGAGGGAACAUGUUUUGCAAAAACUGUUUUCGGAGGGGAACCUACUAAACCGGACUAUGACCAUAUUCCAUGUGCUGUGUUCUGCAUACCGCCCCUUUCUGUUGUUGGCCUGAGUGAAGAGCAAGCAAUUGAACAAGCAAAUGGUGAUAUAUUAGUUUUCACUUCAAGUUUCAAUCCUAUGAGGAAUACCAUAUCCGGACGACAAGAGAAGACAGUCAUGAAGCUUGUUGUUGAUGCUACCACUGACAAGGUCUUGGGAGCUUCCAUGUGUGGGCCAGAUGCAGCUGAAAUCAUGCAGGGCAUUGCUAUUGCGAUUAAGUGUGGAGCGACAAAGGCACAGUUUGACAGCACGGUUGGAAUACACCCUUCGGCUGCCGAAGAAUUCGUCACAAUGCGAUCAGUUAGUAGGCGUGUUGAAGGUGCUAAGAAACCGAAGACGAAUCUGUAAAUAGUUAUACCAUGUAAAAGAUUUGAGCGGAGGGAGCGAAUCAUUCAUUUGGAGAGUUGCAUUCGAUGCUGAUGAAACGAUAUGCUUGCUUCUGCCAGACCCUCUCAGGUGGUCGGAUUAGGGAGAAAUCUCUAGAUGUACUGUACACUUCUACGCUUCUUGGUAGCACGCUGUAACUAGGACUGGUAGAAAAGUCUGAACUAUUUAGUCAGUGUUGCGAUGGUUGUUUGUUCUACGUUAUUUGGAAUAAAUGAGAAGAACUGUUUCGUAUUGUUCGAAGUUCGAACUUGCAAUAAAAUGGAUGCAUAAUUGUCCAUUCAUAAGACUUGCAAGAAUUACUUAUUACAUGUGAACGAUUUGGCUUCUGUAUAUCCUCUCUUCCGGCUACUCUCUCUGUCCGAAAACUGAUACCAGUGCAGAAUAACGUACCUAGGAAACUGCUUUGCCGUCACAUACAUCACAAGUUAUAAACCCGCCGUCGCAAUAUGCACACUUGGUGUCUUCGCCUAUCCAUUCCAGAAACUGCGGUUCAAUAUUCGGUUCCCCUGUUCCAUCACAUUCUGCAGCAGAUCACACGGCCUGUGCCUCGACAGGCGCGGCACUGUGUGGUCCUUGUACCCCAAUUUGCAGUGUCUUCUUUAUAUCUGCUAACAAGCCGCGAUGGUUCCUCCCACCUAUUCUCACCAAGGAGAAACACUCGGUGAUGAGAUGCCUCGACUGAAGUCGCACCCUCUUCCUUCACAACUUUCUGGUGGAUUUUGGACAGUUCAGUCAUGGGAGCAACAGCAGCACCAUUGAUAUCACCCUGCAACGGAAGGUCAGUCCUUGUCUCCAAAUACAGCCUCUCGAGCAGUUCUGCGCUCAUAUUUCCAUCUUCUGGAGCACCUAAUGUUGCUUGCCAUGUCUUGACAGCAAGCUCAGUCCCAGAUGAGAAACUGGAGAACUCCAUAUCCUCCUCCCCUGAGUAAAACCCCAGUUUUUGCAAUGCUUCCUUGGCUAUUCCAAGAAGAAAUGCAUGAUGAUGUAUUAUUGCGAGCACACCUGCAUCUCUCGAACCUCCUCUCCUUCGCUUCCUGCUCUCAAUGCUUUCUUCUUCCUCCUAAGCUUCGUCUCCUCAUUCUCCACCUCCACAACACGAGCGCUCCCUACCGCCGCCGUCUCCUCGUUUUUCACCUCCAUAACACGAGCCGCCUCCGCCUCCUCUUCCACCGUCUCCACCAGUUCAAUCGGGGUCGCACUCGACGCGCUCUCCAGAAUCAAACUCCGCUCCUUCAAAACCUGCAGCAACGCACCGACAUUCGCCGGCACCGCAUCAUCUCCGGCAACCGUAAUCCUCUUCUCUAAAACCUGGAUUUGGAGCUUCAGCGACUGAAUUUCGCUCAACAGCGACUCCCGCUCGCGAAGCCACCUCUGCUCUUCCCGGAGCCACCGCUGCUCCUCGCGCAGCCACCGCUGCUCCUCGCGGAGCCAGAGAAGCUCCUCGCGAUCGGAACCAGAAGAGGACGAGAUUGAGGAGCGAGCAUGGCAGACGUGAGUCUUGUGGAGCAAGGAGGACUUGGAGUAGAGCGCGAGAAGAGGAAGAGCGUUGGGCGGCUUGUGGCGUUGGAUGAUUGAAAGCGGAGGAUUCAGAAGGAUGAGAAAAUAUGAUGACAUUGGAGAGCCCAUUUGAAUCGAGAACUGACUGAGCUGUAGAUGAAGGAAGGAUGGGUAGAUACGAAGAGCGAUAGAAGGUAGAAGAAGAAAGAGGAGAUCCACUCAUUUGAAAAGUUGAGGGAUUCGGAUUCCAGCCAAUCUCUU
Linum tenue is the source of this 3582-nucleotide messenger RNA. The record is from the annotation of a GenBank genome assembly. Lineage: Eukaryota; Viridiplantae; Streptophyta; Magnoliopsida; Malpighiales; Linaceae.